AUAUAGUGUAUAAUAAUAUAACCAAAAUGUUGUUUGUAAAUUGCGCAGUCGAAAAAUCUCCUAUUGAAACAUUAAUUGAUCCAGGCGCUAACGCAGAUUUAAUUACCCAAAAAUUUAUUAACGAGUUGGGUUUAGUACAUCAUGUAAAUGAAACCAAUCGCCUCAAAUUACAAACUCCUGAUGGAUCAUUUUCCGUACUAGGAAAGGUUGAACUGCAAACUAGUUUUAACGUUGAUGGGAAGCACAUAAGUACUGAUCCCGUUGAAUUCUUGGUUGUUGGACCAGAUUGGCCUGGGCCUGAUUUAGUGUUAGGAAACCCAUGGUUGCAAAAAAAUGGCGCAACGAUUGAUAUGUGUAAUAACAAACUUUCUAUACAUGAUAAUUUUGCAAUCCCAAUUUUCCAAAGCGGGUAA
This is a messenger RNA of Entrophospora candida, 413 nucleotides long. NCBI's taxonomy places the organism in Eukaryota, Fungi, Glomeromycota, Glomeromycetes, Entrophosporales, Entrophosporaceae. The record is from the annotation of a GenBank genome assembly.